This is a messenger RNA of Caenorhabditis remanei, 1311 nucleotides long. RefSeq lists its product as uncharacterized. The record is from RefSeq and is a predicted model, not a curated record. Gene Ontology annotation, biological process: innate immune response. Bases 1 to 1311 code for a protein of 436 amino acids. The transcript is spliced from 4 exons. Gene Ontology annotation, molecular function: protein binding. NCBI's taxonomy places the organism in Eukaryota, Metazoa, Nematoda, Chromadorea, Rhabditida, Rhabditidae.
AUGCCCGUCCCAACCUCCAGUCAUUUCCAGGUCCCACCUCAUCAUAUAAUGAAUCGACAAGUGGCUCAAAGAGCACAUCAAUUUCUUCGCAAGAACCGCAACACCGCCAAAAUUUUCAUAUUUUUCGAGGCCGUCAGAGGUGUGCCGCCUCAUGAAGCCUACAUGAACACGUGCCGAAUGUUUGGCUCCUCCGAUUACAUCACUUAUCAGGAAUUCGAGUUUUGGUUCAUGAGAUUCUCGAGUGGGGAGUUUGCAAUGGCUUGUGAUAGGAGUGAGGAGGACCCUAAACAUCGAACAUUGAUGCAGUUGCCGAUGGAGAUUCUGGAUAAGAUUGCGAAGGAGUUGGAUCUAAUGGAUAGAAUGGUCCUCCAAAAAGUGAAUCGAUUCUUCCGUCACUUCAUUGGCACCUGGAACCCCGGAUUCUCCUACAUCUCCCUUAUAAUCGAUAAGGACUCCUCCACCCUCUGGCUAGACAACUAUCAUAUACAAUACAGAGAUGGCCAAGAUGGAUUCGGAAUGGCAUCUAUGUGUAGAGUGGUGUCGAGUGAAGGGAGACGAGCGAAGAAUGUACAAGACUGUAGUCAUGUGGAGUUGGCGGUUCGGGAUAUGUUACGGAUAGCCGAGCAUCCGAAGACGAAGUUGGAGAAGUUGUUGGUCGACUUUCGAAUUUCAAACCGACAAUUUGUGAACCGAGGUGUUGAAGCACUGUUCCUCUCUAAAAACUUCAAUCAAAUCCAUACGAAAGCAGUCGAAAUUGUGACACAUUCUGAAAUGGGAGAGAUGGCAAUUCUUCCCAAAUUGAAACCUGAGCCACUCAGUGUCAUCACGCUGGAUAUGAAUGGAUGUAUACGUGAUGGACAUACAAAUGGUGAGGAGCAAGUGGCGAGAUUCACGGCAAUUAGCGAGUUGGAUCAAUGCAAACAGGCGGAUUUAAUUGAGUUGAAAACAGAGAGAUUGAAGUCGGAGGAUUUUCCGAUUGAACGAUUUGGGGAUUUCAAGGCGGUCUCGUUGCAUUUCAAGAAUCCGAACAAUCCAUUCCAGAUUUCCGACUUUUUGAGAUGGAGAAGGAUUCUCCUCCUCCCAACAACCAAAUUACCGUGGUUCGAAGUGAAGUCAUCCGGUAAUAUCUCUCGGAAUACGUUCGUCAGAAAACUUGGAAAAAGUGCUAUUGAAGUAGAGGGUCGAGAGGGCGUCCGACAUUGCAAGAUUCCAAAAACCAACGAUUAUCUGGAAGUAGAUUUCAGUCGUUUCGGGUGCAGAAAUGCUCGAAUUGUUAUGACGAAGAAGAGUUAUGAUGAUGUGAGUAAUUAG